UUUCAGUGGGCAAGUCUAUGCAAUGCAUUUCCAAAAGAAGCAAAAUGGUUUGCCUCUGGGGUGGUGCCAACAACAGAUGAGUACCUAAAGAAUGGACUUGUUAGUUCUGGAGUUCAUGUUGUGUUAGUUCACAUGUUCUAUAUCUUAGGUCUUGGUGUAAGCUCUAUUCAUUUAGAAGAUAUAUCAGCCAUGUCCUCUUCCACGGCUAUGAUUCUUCGCCUUUGGGAUGAUCUUGGAAGUGCAAAGGAUGAAAAUCAAGAAGGAAAUGAUGGUUCAUACGUAGAAUGUUACAUGAAGGUAAACAAAGAUGCUUCCAUUUUAUCAGCAAGAGAGCAUGUGAUUAAGCUAAUAGAAGAUGAAUGGAAGCAACUCAAUAGAGUAUAUCUCUGUCUGAUGAGUUCAUCUUCGAGAUCAUUUUCAAAAGCUUCUCUUAAUUCUGCAAGGAUGGUUCCUCUUGUGUACAAUUAGGAUGAUAAGCAAUCCUUCCUUGUCCUCCAAGAAUAUAUUAAGUCUAUGUUGUAUAGUGAUUUAUCAAUGUGAUUAAAGUAGAGAGCUUUUUUAGAAAAAAAUUUAGAAACCGCUAUAAAUUGAGAUAGAAGGAGUAAUACAUUUUAAAUAUAAGAUACAGAAUUGUUAAAGUGCUGAUAAGUGUAUCUUCAAGGUGGAAUUUGAAACCUCAAGAAGGUAA
Molecule: messenger RNA, 688 nt
Organism: Solanum dulcamara
Lineage: Eukaryota; Viridiplantae; Streptophyta; Magnoliopsida; Solanales; Solanaceae
Product: (3S,6E)-nerolidol synthase 1-like
Exons: 2
Coding region: 133-468 (111 amino acids)
Molecular function (GO): terpene synthase activity; magnesium ion binding
Source: RefSeq, a predicted model, not a curated record